CGGGGCCCGACAGGCUGCGGGGCGGCGGGCGCUCAGGGCGAUGCAGCUGCCGCCCGCACUGCACUCCCGCCUAACGGGGGCACCCAGGGCGGCCGAGCCGCUGCCCGUGGCGAGGGACCCUGCGGCCGGGGCCGCGCCCUUCCGAUUCGCGGCGCGCCUGGUGCGCUUCCCGCGGGACCACGAGCUCUUCGAGGACGGGGACGUGCAGCGGCACCUUUACCUCCAGGAUGUGCUCACGCAGGUGGCCGCGGCCCCGGAGAGGCCCAGGGCCGGUUUCCUUUGCAGAGUGCCCGAGUUCACCUGCCAGGUGGCCGGCUGCUGCCAGGUGUUCGAUGCCCUGGAGGACUAUGAGCACCACUACCACACACUGCACAGGAACGUCUGUUCCUUUUGUAAGCGGACCUUCCCGUCGGGACACCUGCUGGACACCCACAUCCUGGAGUGGCACGACUCGCUGUUCCAAGUCCUGUCCGAGAGACAGGACAUGUAUCAGUGCUUGGUGGAAGGCUGCCCAGACAAGUUCAAGACCAGCCGGGACAGGAAGGAUCACCUGGUGCGACGGCACCUCUACCCUGCAGAUUAUCGGUUUGACAAACCCAGGAAAAGCAGAGGCCUCACCUCACCUGGGGCCACUAUGCAAGUGUCAGCAGACUCCCUGGGGCAGGACGGGGAGCAAUCUGAACGGGGCACCAUGGAAAUCUGCUCUGAACACACAGCCCCCUCCCGAGAACCCGCCAGUGAGAGGCGGGUCUACAGCCACAGCACAGCACAGCAGAGCCGCACCGCCUCUCCAUGCGGCUUAAGCUGGGACAGGAAGAGCCUUGGUCAUAAUCCCUUAAGUCUGACCUGAUACCACCCACUAUCUGUUUUGGUCAGGCUGCAUCUCGAGGAUUUAAAAGUACCAAGAAGGGAAGGGAGCAUCAGUGACAUUGGGGACAGAGCCACACCUGCAAGCAGACUCCCACAGGCUCUGGAAAUGACCACAACAUGUGUUCUGGUGAAUGAGAUGCGGAGGCCAGCGUGCCUCCCUCUGCAGGUGCCAUCCUAAGAAGGUUCUUUUUAAACACAUAACGUAAAUACUUUUCAUUA
Molecule: messenger RNA, 1089 nt
Organism: Manis pentadactyla (Chinese pangolin)
Lineage: Eukaryota; Metazoa; Chordata; Mammalia; Pholidota; Manidae
Gene: ZNF511
Product: zinc finger protein 511
Exons: 7
Coding region: 41-850 (269 amino acids)
Source: RefSeq, a predicted model, not a curated record